GUUUGUGCAUGACAACGACAACGAGCGGGCAGUCGCGCGCAAACGCACGGGUUUUCUCGUUUGACGCUAACGUGGAACGCGGCUGCACGGGCUACUUAAAGCCCUAAAUUAUACGCAUCCUCUGCCGCCUUCGGUCUGCCACGAUGUUCGCUACUGCGGGUGAAGACGUCCAGCUCUGGUCCUCCUCGACGCUGCAACCAUGCUUGCGCUUCAACGUUGACAAGUAUCGGACGGUUUCGAGCGUCUCGUGGACAGCUGACGGGCGGCGGCUGGCUUCUGUCUCCCAGUUAUGCAAAUAUAUCAACAUCACAGAGUUCACCAGUAGUAAGCACAGGCAAGAGCACAUGAGUGUUGAGGGCCCGUGUGUGUGUUGUCAAUUCAGCCACCAGGACUGCAACACAAUGUGCGUUGGUCUCUUGGAUGGCACUGUGCAGCUGCUGAAGAAUGGAAAGAUCUCGUACUCCUACAGGCCACACAAGGAGAAGGUGACGUGCAUCGCGUUCAACAGCAAUGAUGGCUUUGUGGCGAGCGGGGCAUAUGACGGCAGCGUGGCCCUGCUGUCUCUGGACAUCAAGAGCACCAAGAUGCUCAAUGAACCAACCGGAAAGGCGGUGGUUGGGUUGCAGUGGUCACCACACAGCCGCUUCAAGCUCAUGACCACUGCAAUGGAUGGCUUGCUCUAUAUCUGGGACACAAGCACCAGGUGCUUGAAGAGCCGGCACUGCCUGCAUCCCCGGCAUGGCGCGAGCAACCUGACGCUCUCGCCUGUCAACGAGUCGCUGGUGAUCACGGUCGGACACGACAGCCGCCUAGUCCUGUUUGACAUGCUCACGGCCAGGGAGGAGGCAUUCGUGCAGACACCAGAAGCCCUGGAGUCUGUGGCAUUCCUGCCGGAUGGCCAGCGGGUGGUUGGCGGGGCUACGUCGGGGCGUGUCUACCUUUAUGACCUGCGUAACACCCGACAGUCGCCACCAUUGUGCUUGGUGCCCACACCAAGCCUGUCACGGCCAUAGCAACCAUGCACAGUGUACAGGCAGAGGAGCAGGU
Molecule: messenger RNA, 1047 nt
Organism: Dermacentor silvarum
Lineage: Eukaryota; Metazoa; Arthropoda; Arachnida; Ixodida; Ixodidae
Product: protein NEDD1
Exons: 6
Coding region: 144-1013 (289 amino acids)
Biological process (GO): mitotic cell cycle; microtubule nucleation
Cellular component (GO): centriole; ciliary basal body; spindle pole
Molecular function (GO): gamma-tubulin binding
Source: RefSeq, a predicted model, not a curated record